AUGGAUGAAGAUGACGAGGAAGACUACAUGUCCGAUUUAUUUAUUAAUCUUAGACAGGAUGUGAGGCCGGGCUUGCCUAUGGUGAGGCGGAUGAGGGAAGCUAUUCAGAAAGAAGAAAAGCAAAAAGCUGCCAAUGAGAAGAACAGGCAAAAGAGUAUAAAAGAAGAAGAGAAAGAGAGGCGUGACUUGGUGUUGAAAAGUGCAUUGGGCAAUGAGAACAAAGGCUUUGCUUUGCUCCAGAAGAUGGGCUACAAGAGCGGCCAGGCCCUCGGCAGAAGCGGAGAAGGCAUUGUUGAACCUAUUCCUUUGAAUAUAAAAACAGGCAGAAGUGGGCUUGGUCACGAGGAAUUAAAAAAGCGAAAAGCUGAAGAAAAACUGGAAAACUAUAGGCAAAAACUCCAUAUGAAAAAACAAGCAAAUGAACAAGCUGCAGAUCAGUUCAGAGUAAGAUUCAAGAACAAACAAGAAGAACGUAAGAUGGAAGGUGACCUCCGAAAAAGCCAGAGGGCCUGCCAGCAGUUAGAUAGGCAAAAAGAUAUUGAUGUUCCCAAGGAGAUUUGGUAUUGGCUAGAACCUGAAGAAGAAGACAAAAAGGAUGAGGACGACAAGGAAGAUGAAUGCACAAGCUCAGACUUAAGUGUAUCAGAAAAGCUACGCCUUCUGACUGCCUAUUUGAGAGAAGAACAUUUCUACUGCAUUUGGUGUGGAACAACCUAUGAAGACCCUGAAGACUUAUCUUCAAACUGCCCUGGAGACAGUGCUGCAGAUCAUGACUGAAGUCCUUCUGAAGGAAGAAGUCCUGGAUAA
Molecule: messenger RNA, 807 nt
Organism: Leptosomus discolor (cuckoo roller)
Lineage: Eukaryota; Metazoa; Chordata; Aves; Leptosomiformes; Leptosomidae
Gene: GPATCH11
Product: G-patch domain containing 11
Cellular component (GO): kinetochore
Molecular function (GO): nucleic acid binding
Source: RefSeq, a predicted model, not a curated record